This is a messenger RNA of Manis pentadactyla (Chinese pangolin), 5816 nucleotides long. RefSeq names its product zinc finger protein 248. Gene Ontology annotation, molecular function: DNA-binding transcription factor activity; RNA polymerase II cis-regulatory region sequence-specific DNA binding. Gene Ontology annotation, biological process: regulation of transcription by RNA polymerase II. The transcript has 7 exons. The record is from RefSeq and is a predicted model, not a curated record. Bases 907 to 1344 code for a protein of 145 amino acids. Lineage: Eukaryota; Metazoa; Chordata; Mammalia; Pholidota; Manidae.
GAGGGCCAGCGCGGCUCUGGGGGGCCGGCGGAGGUGGGUGGGAGCCGCGGGACGCCAGGCGUCUGUGGUGCCGGCAGAGCUGAAGGGACGGCGGGCGCGGGCGUCUCCGUCUAAACGGAGGGAACGGGGGCUCAGCGGCUCGCGGGGUUCACAGGCGUCCAGCUCCCUGCUUCAGGUGGCCCGUGCCCGUGUUGCGGUCGCGGGAGAGGAGUGCGCGUGCGUGACGUGAGCGGUGGCCCUGCGGGGAGGAGGUGGGACUGCGAGGAAGAAUGCGUGCGCUUGCGCGACGUCUGCGCGCCCUGGGCGUAGUGCCGCGUGAGCGUGCGUGGUUUGAGAGCCAGGUCCACCCGGACUGGUGUCGGGAGUGUGGGGCUGCACGGGGGUGCCGGUCUGGCUUCUGGUCUAACACCAGCGAGUUGCCUGCAGCAAGUAGCCGACGUGAGACGCGAUUUCCUUCUCCAUAAGACGCGGAUAUCAAGAGCUGUUGCCACGUGUGUACUAAGUACUCGUUUUGUUAGCCCCCGUCAUGUAUUAGUUGUGUGUGUCAGUGCAGCUGGAGCCCAGCGCGCCCCCAGGCCUCCAUUCCGCGAUUCACUCAUCUGAAGGGGCGGGGAUGGCUGGGUCAGCUAGCCGCCAGUUCGCCCGGCCCUAACAUGCCCCGGAGCCUGAGUUAUUUCCCGUGUACUCAUUUGUUACUUAUGUACAAUCAAGACAGUUUCCUGAAGCCAUCGAAGGCUGUGUGCCGUGGAAGAUCUGGGACAAUUUUAAGAAGAGAGAACCUAAAUUGGUAAUAAAUCAGUAAGAAACAAAUGUUUACAUUCUCUCAGUGAAAACUAUCAUGUCUAAGUUCAACACAUAUGGGAGCCACCACAUGGACAUCUCUCCCUCUUCCACUAAGAGCAGAAAAUGAACAAAUCCCAGGAACAAGUGUCAUUCAAAGAUGUAUGUGUAGACUUCACCCAGGAAGAGUGGUAUCUGUUGGAUCCUGAUCAGAAGAUACUCUACAGAGACGUGAUCUUGGAAAAUUACAGCCACCUUGUCUCAGUAGGGUAUUGCAUUACUAAGCCAGAAGUGAUCUUCAAGAUAGAGCAAGGAGAAGAACCCUGGAUACUAGAGGAAGUACUCCCAAGCGAGGGCCACCUAGAAGACUGGAAAGUUGAUGACCUGAUAGAAAGCAGCCAGGAAAAUCAAGAUGAACAUUUUUGGCAACUUGCUUUCACCACCAACAAAACAUUAAUUUUAGAUGGUAGUGACAAAAUAAGGAAAACUUUCAACCUGGGUACACAUUUGGUUCCUUCAAGAAAUUUUCCACGUAAGCUGCUUCUGGGUCAGUCAGUAAUGUAAAUGCUGCCAAUAACAACGGUUCUUAACACAAGUUUUGCGAAGGUUAACAUCAGUUAUAAACAGUAAAGCUGCGCUGUACAAAUAAAAAGGUAGUGGUAUGUAAUGAAAUGCCUCUUUUAUUCUCUUGGUGUCUCAUUGCUAUACCUGUUUAGGCAUGCUAUAUUGUAUGUACCCCAGAAACUGUGUAUUUGUACUUAACAGAGUGUCAUGUACUAUCUCUGCCCCUUUGUCCUGCUGCUCUCCAUGCUUCCUUGGAACACUUGAUAAGCAGCUCCAAGAGACACUGCCCACCCAGCAACCAUUCCCUACUACUUAACUUGCUGGAGUCUGUUUUGUCUCUGUCCAUCCUUCCCACAGAUGAUUUAGGAGUAAACCCAGAUUAGUCUGGGUUAAUCAUAGCGAUCCUUUCUAAUGAUUUUGUUGGGGUGGACAUGUGACCAGUGAAAUGUUUGGAAAAUACUCAGCAGUACUCUGGGAAAGUACUCGUGAUAAAAUAGUGUCAUGACAGGAGAAGACAAGAAAAAAUGGUCUCUCUUCUGCUGGACUUUUUCAUAUCUGUGUGUUAUACCAGAUUAUAGUUUAUGGCCCUGCAGGGCAAUAGCCUGGAGAUAACAGCACACAUGAUGGUGAAAGCCUAGCUCAGAGGUGACAUCACUGAGCUGCACAACUAUCUGGACCUGCUGUACUAGGACUUUGUAUUACUGCGGUAUUGACAGUUCCUUAUUUAUUCUUAGGGCUGUCUGUUUCUUAGAGUUGAAUGCAUUCCAGCUGAUAGAAAUACUUUUCUAAGUUAAUGUUCUAUACAGUGAUUGGGGGAAGAAUGGUUUCUUUUCACAGGUUAAUUUAAUGAUAGCUAUUUGUGUCAGCCAUGGUGCUAAUGAAAAACUCCCAGCUUAAGAUUUUAAUGAAGGACUUUAAAUUACAGUGCCACGGGCCAGAGACAAGGGAUACUGAAGCACCUAGAGACUAGUAUCAGGAGGAAGCUAUCACGGUUCUAAAUACUAAAGAGACAAAGGACAGAAACUGAUGUUAUCAGAGCCUAGUCAGAGUUUCUCAUGGAAGAGGGGUCACCUUAUAUAUAGGAGAUGUCACUAUCAGAAUUAUAGCACCAAAUUGCUGGGGCCUCCCUUUGGAGAAUCCAGUCAGAUGCCGUGUAUAGGUGAGCCAAGGAGAGCACAAAGUGGAGAGAAGGUCUGGGUGGAGCCAGUGGAGAAUAAGCAACACAGUGUUUUUAUCCUAUAAUCCCUAUGUAAGCUCUCAUAUUAGAAAUAAAGUUAUUUUACUAGUUGAAAAUUAAGUGUUUCUGCUUCAUUGUGGUUUUGCGUCAUCAUAAGUAAAUUCUUUUUGGAACUGAGCACUGUGGCAAGUAUCUGACAUGCAUGAAACACAUUAUUCGUAUAUCUUGUGGGGUUUCCUGUUAUAUGUGGUAUGAGGUAAGCAGCUCUUCUGAAAAAGGGUGAGGUAAUUCACCCUUUUUCAUAUUGGCUUGUUAUUAUUGCAUUUUUAUCAUGUACGUAAAUAUUACGUGUAGUGGCUAUCUUGUUCAAUGCACUUUUCUAUGUUCCCUCCAGUGUUACAACCUGUCCUUAAGCACAGAGUUGUGAGCACACCCUCGAUGAUACCAUCUCUUCUUGAGCAACUUGUAUGGAUCUAGGAAUGAUCAUUUGUUACAAAAUAGGCUAGUGAGAACCCAUUCUAGAAUAUUUCUACUGAGAAGUCACCAUAACCACAUAAUUUGUGUCCUUGGUGCUGCCAGCAGUCAUAUCAAGGAAAUACAUCUGCAAGAGAGAAGAUGGUAAAAAGCGUUACAAAGUAGCAAAAUAAAAAUAGAAAAAAUUGUCAGAAGGGUGGUUUGAUUUUAUAUAGUAUGUAGAGAGAAAGAUCUCACUUAGGAAAGCUGCAGUGGAGGGAGCAAGCCAUUCAAAUAUCUGGAGGAAGUGUGUGUGUGUGUGUGUGUGUAUGAGAAAGACUAACAACAUGUAUAUCUGAUUUCACGAAAUAACACCCUAAUUAACUCUAAUGUAUUUUAAUGUUUUAUUUUGAAUUAUAUUGUAUUAAAAGAAAUGCUUGUUCCCAUAUAGUAAACUGAUUUCACUACCAAUGAAUGGGUCAUCUCCCAGAGCUUGAAAAUGCUCAAGUAUGUAAAAUCAGAAAAGGAAUUGCUGGGUCAUCAGUAUGGCUUUCUGAAAUGCUUAAACAGUUGAAAUUCCCAGGACCUGGAAAUUGUUUCCUGAUAAACUCCCAAAAACUUGUUUCUUGGGAAUUGGGCCCAUAUUCUGGUUUGAACUUGGCCUCCCCUUACUUGUUGUGUUCUUGUCACUUCACAUCCAGCUUGUACGUGGCUGGGAAGGGUAGAGCCAUAGCCUCUGGAAGGGUUCAACCUGUGAUAAAUAUCCCAGACACCCUCAGCCUGGAGAGUGCAGCUGUAAUUGCCCUGGACCUACCCAUUUAUCUGGGGGGGGAAGGCUUACCCUGUUACAGCUCCUAUUGUUUCCACUGAAUCUUCAUCUCCCCUCAGUGACCAGACACUGGAUAACCUCAGUCUCCCAGUUUUUAUCUGAGGAACCAUACCUUCCUUAGACCUCUUAGACCUUAGACAUGAGGAACUGAUGUCUGCACAUAGACACCACUUUUUAAGAGCAAGUGCCCCUCAGAUACUUGGGGAGGUGAAGUGAUGCUUACUGUAUUGCCUCCUCCCCAACCAUGUCUGGAGUCCGUAGUUUGGGAUGCUUGAUCCUCUGUGGGCUCAUCUACAAAAUGGUCAUGGUUAACUCCAUCUGAAAGAGUUUACCUGCACACACAAGCUAAAAAUUCUCACUUGUCUACUCCUCAAAGGAAGCCUAAGUCCUCAGAGAAUAAGAGAGGCAUUUUGAACUCUAGUUCCUAAUGAAGGCAUUUUCUGCUCCUGUGGGUCUGGCCACGUUCCUUAGAAAAGGAACUUGGAGAAGAGUGGCAGGUGGCUGAUGCCCAUGGGGUAGUGGUACUACCAGGACUGGCUGCUGCUGUGCUGAUGGUCCAUACCAGCACCCAGAUUGGGAGAAGAGGGCAUAAACAUUUAUGAACUAUAAUAGGAAUAUUCUUCAAACCCUCCCACCUUAGAUAUUUCCCCUGAAAUAACUGUUUUUGUUCAGCAUGUAUCCUGGGCCUUUUUCCAUGCAUUUCAAUCCAUAUAUGUGUACCAAUAGAGAAUUUGUAAUAGACUGGAUUCUUAUGGGAAUUUGAGCUUUGCAAAUCAGAAAUACUGUCAAAGUAUUAAAGUCCUACAUUGCAGGCAUAAUUAUAAAUACCAUUUCCAAAUCAUAUUUUGUUGCCUGGAAUUAUGUCAUUUUAAAGCUAGCAUGCCCAGUGAUUUGCAAGUUGUAAUUGCUACUAAAGAGAAAUAAACCUUAUCAUUUUUAAUAGCCUAUGGAUGAUCUACUUUAUUGGUUUCUGUUUUUCCCAAAUGAUCUGGUGAUUUGUGCAGAUACUCCAUUAUAUAGUUUAAAACAAAAUCCUAUAAAAAUGUGUCAGUUUUAAAAUUGGUAAUGUUAGCGGUAGUAAUGAAAAACAUCUGAACUUAAGUAAGUUUGGAAAAGCAGACACUGGAAGGUUGUGAGGAACUAUGAAACACCAUGCACUUAAUAGGUAAUGAUGAGGAAAUAAUUAUGCUCAUAAAUACAAAUAAAGUGGCUUUAAAAUACCAUAGGAGUCAUAGACAUAUUCUCUAAAACGUGACCUUCAAUUUUAUUUAUAUGGGAAAUUUAAUGAAAAAAUAAUACUACUACUCUCUAUAUUUAGCUGUAGGUGGAUUGUAAUUUUGUCUAUGGUAUUUGGCUUGACUUCUUAUAUUUCAGUUUUCUGUUUGGGUACACACACAGAGUCUUAGAAUAGAAUACACACUGCAAAUUCCAUUUGUCAUUUCACAAUACGUCAUUAACAUUUUUCUAUUUUUCUCACAUGACAUUUUUAAUGACUAGGAUUUCAUGUUAGGGCCAAUACCGUUUAACUUGUAUCUCAUUGAAAGUGGCUUCCAGUAUUUUUAUCAUCAUAAGAAAACACUGGAGGAACACCUUUGACCAUCCAUCUUUGUACAUUUCUCCAAGUUUUCUUCUUAGAAUUUCUAAAAGUGUAAUUUCUGGAUUCAAAUUUAAGUUCAUUUCAUUUUGGAUUAAACUGACACAAGAAAGGCUGCAUGGAUUUCACUCCUAUCCAAAAUCUGGAAAUGUGGGUUCUCUAAACCCAUUUCCUACAGUAGAUCCUAUUCUUUUACAUUUUUUCCAACCUUAUUUAUAUGACAUUGUAAGACAGUUUUUAUGUUGACUUUCUAGAGAUAUUGAGCAAAUGAACACUAUUUGUUGAUUGCUCAUCUUCAGUUUAUUAACAUUGGCUCAUGUCUUUAGCCUCAUUUUAAUUAAGGUGCUCAUUUGAUAAUAGCUGAUUAUAAAAUAUUACUAUUGUAUUCUUAGUUUGUAUGCUCUUUGUAAUAAACUAAA